Carlito syrichta (Philippine tarsier) is the source of this 5281-nucleotide messenger RNA. RefSeq names its product androglobin (gene ADGB). The transcript has 36 exons. Gene Ontology annotation, biological process: proteolysis. The record is from RefSeq and is a predicted model, not a curated record. Gene Ontology annotation, molecular function: calcium-dependent cysteine-type endopeptidase activity; protein binding. The coding region runs from base 1 to 5028 and encodes 1675 amino acids. Lineage: Eukaryota; Metazoa; Chordata; Mammalia; Primates; Tarsiidae.
AUGGCCUCCAAACAAAGCAAAAAGAAGGAAGUGCAUCGUAUCAGCUCGGCGCACGGAUCGGAUAAAUCUAAAGAUUACUAUCAUUUUAGCAGUAAUACACAACCUAGUUCUGUUGAACAAAAGAAGGGGAGAUUCCCAAUCUGGCCGGAGUGGAGUGAAGCCGACGUAAAUGCAGAAAAGUGGGAUGCGGGCAAAGGCGGGAAAGAGAAGGACAAAACAGGAAAAAGCCCGACACUUCAUUUUUUUGAAGACCCUGAAGGAAAAAUUGAGUUACCACCAUCACUAAAAAUUUAUUCCUGGAAACGUCCACAGGACAUUUUAGUUAGUCGGACUCCAGUGGUUGUGAAAAAUGAAAUCAUGUUUGACUUGUUUUCAGCAAAUGAACAUUUACUCUGCAGUGAGCUGAUGAGAUGGAUUAUCAGUGAAAUCUAUGCAGUGUGGAAGAUCUUCAAUGGAGGGAUUUUGAGCAAUUAUUUUAAAGGGACUUUAGGGGAACUGCCUCUUCUUCCCUGGAAGCCCUGGGAACACAUAUACUCUCUAUGCAAGGCUGUGAAGGGUCAUAUACCUUUGUUCAAUAGCUAUGGAAAGUAUGUUGUGAAGCUUUACUGGAUGGGUUGCUGGAGAAAGAUAACUAUUGAUGACUUUCUGCCUUUUGAUGAAGAUAACAAUCUAUUGCUUCCAGCCACAACCUAUGAAUUUGAACUCUGGCCAAUGCUUUUGUCUAAAGCUAUCAUUAAGCUGGCAAACGUUGAUAUCCAUGUAGCAGAGAGGAGAGAACUGGGAGAGUUCACAGUUAUUCAUGCACUCACCGGGUGGUUACCAGAAGUCAUUUCUCUUCACCCAGGAUAUAUGGACAAAGUCUGGGAGCUCUUAAAAGAAAUAUUGCCUGAGUUUAAGAUUUCCGAUGAGGCCGGCUCUGAAAGCAAAACAACAAUGAUGGAUGCCAAAUUAAAAGAACCAGGGAAAGAGGUGAAGAACGGCAAAGAAGGGAAGGAAGGAAAAGAAAUAAAAGAUGGAAAGGAAGUGAAAGAUGUGAAGGAAUCCAAAGCUGAAGGUUCCUUUACAACACUUAAAGUGCCCGAGAAAAGUGACAAAGUUUCAAAGGAGAAAGCAGACACAAAAGACAUUGGAAAGAAGAGAAGUAAAGAUGGAGAAAAGUUCAAAUUUUCACUUCAUGGUUCAAGACCCUCAUCAGAUGUGCAAUAUUCUAUGCAGUCCCUAUUAGAUUGUUCUUCAUCAAUACAAUCCCCUCAUAUGGUUGUAUAUGCUACCUUCACACCUCUCUAUUUGUUUGAAAACAAGAUAUUUUCACUAGAAAAGAUGGCAGAUUCUGCUGAGAAACUUAGAGAAUAUGGGCUUUCCCACAUCUGCAGCCAUCCUGUGCUGGUAACCAGAAGUAGGUCUUGUCCUCUGGUAGCACCGCCAAAGUCACCUCCAGUACCUCCCUGGAAACUCAUUCGUCAACAAAGAGAACCUGUCAUAACAGAUGAAGCUCAAGAAAUAAUAAUAAAGAAGCCUGAUCAGUUCCUUGAGAUCUCGAGUCCAUUUUUGAAUUAUAAGAUGACUCCAUUUACAAUUCCAACAGAAACGCAUUAUGUGAAUUCUUUUAUUAAAAAAGGGAUGUCUCCAGGAUCUGACUUACCUUCCCUCACUGAAGUUGAUGAAACUGCAACUUUUAGCCAGACGGACUUGAGUCAAGUAAUAGGAGCUGUAUCUCAGAGAGCUACUACUUCACAAGUUGUACUUGGAAAAGGUAAAGAUGAACAAACAGACCUUGGAUUAGGUGACGCCCAUCAGACUGAUGGAUUUUACUUGGAAAGAGAUUUGGUCAGCCAGACAACAGCAACACAGGAAAAAUCUCAGGAAGAACUCACAGCAACGAAUGAUAGUGUUUCUAAAGAAAUAUGGUUAGAUUUUGAAGACUUCUGUGUAUGCUUUCAAAAUAUAUAUAUUUUUCACAAGCCGAGUUCAUAUUGCCUUAACUUUCAAAAAUCAGAAUUUAAGUUCUCAGAAGAACGUGUGUCCUACUACCUAUUUGUGGAUAGUCUAAAACCUAUUGAACUACUGGUUAGCUUUUCUGCAUUGGUACGUUGGGGGGAAUAUGGAGCCUUAACAAAAAACAGCCCUUCCAUAGAACCUGGACUUCUAACAGCUGAAACCUUUUCUUGGAAAUCUCUGAAGUCACGCAAUCUUGUUCUGAAGAUUCACACAUAUGCUACCAAAGCUACAAUGGUUCGUCUGCCUGUUGGGAGACAUAUGCUGCUCUUCACUGCGUAUGCCCCAGUGGGACAUUCAAUACAAAUCUGCAGCAUGGUGACUUUUGUCUUUGGGGAUGAAGAUGUUGUGCUGCCCAACUUUGAGCAAGAAAGCAACCGAUUUACAGAGCAGUCACUGCUGAUUUUGAAAGCUGUUGGCAAUGUGAUUGCAAAUUUCAAAGAUAAAGGUAAACUUCCUGCAGCUCUGAGGGAUCUGCAAUCAGCUCUCUACCCUAUCCCACUCCACAAUAAGGAACUCACUGCACAGCACUUCAGGGUUUUUAGCAUUUCUUUAUGGCGUUUAAUGAGAAAAAUUCAAAUAACAAAGCCUUCUCCAAACUUCAGAUUUGCAUUCUGUGCUUUGGUUUUGGACAUGGAGUUACUUGAUUCCUCAUUGGAGGAGACCUCUUUAGUGGAAUGGGUGGACACUAAAUAUUGUAUACCAGAAAGUGAGAAAGAGUAUUCUCCUGAGGAAGUAGCAGCAGCAACUAAAAUCCAAGCGGUAUGGCGAGGGACUUUUGUUAGAUUACUUAUGAAAGCCAGAACACCAGACACAAAGGAAAAUAUCAGUGUUGCAGAUACUCUUCAAAAAGUUUGGGCGAUACUGGAACUGAAUUUAGAACAAUAUGCACUUUCUCUCUUAAGACUAAUGUUUAAAAGCAAGUGCAAGUCUAUGGAAUCUUAUCCAUGCUACCAAGAUGAAGAAACAAAGAUUGCCUUUGCUGACUAUACUGUCAACUAUCAAGAUCAGCCACCAAAUUCUUGGUUUAUAGUAUUCAGAGAAACAUUUUUGGUUCCUCAAGAUAUAAUUUUGUUCCCUAAAAUCUACAGUACACUUCCAGUCUGUAUUCUUCAUGUUGUUAAUAAUGACACAAUGGAACAAGUGCCCAAAGUGUUCCAAAAAGUGGUGCCAUAUCUUUAUACCAAGAAUAAGAAAGGAUACACAUUUGUAGCGGAAGCAUUUACUGGUGACACAUAUGUGUCAGCCUCACGAUGGAAACUACGCCUCAUUGGUUCUUAUACUCCACUUCCGUGCCUCUCUCGAGACUCUCCAUCAAAUAAUUUUAUAAUAAAGGAAAUCAAAGAUUACUACAUACCCAAUGAUAAGAAAAUUUUAUUCAGGUAUUCAGUGAAAGUUGCAAUUUCACAACCUGUUACAAUACAGGUACGUACGUCCAAACCAGAUGUAUUUAUCAAGCUGCAGGUCCUAGAAAAUGAAGAAACUAUGGCAAGCACCACUGGAAAAGGUCAGGCUAUCAUACCAGCAGUUAGUUUCUUGAGGAGUGAAAAAGCUUUGAGCUCCCAGUCAAGCAAGCAAGUUCUUUCAUUUCAUACUGCAUCCAAGAAAGAGCAGGAAGUGUAUGUUAAGAAGAAAUAUGUCCAGGGAAGCCAGAAAUUCAGUAGGGGUAGACCUGGAAAUGUCAUCCAGGACAUAGGUCUGCCUCUUCUGGAGGAGGAGAUUACUAGUACACCCAGCACAGAAGGAAGUUCUAGCACGCCUCAGCAGAGUUACAAGUAUAUCAUACAGUGUUCUGUGUUGUACAACAGUUGGCCGCUCACUGAAAGUCAGCUGACAUUUGUUCAAGCACUAAAAGACUUAGAGAAAAGUGAUACCAAAGCUCAUGGUGAGAAACAUGAGGAAUUAAUUACCUUAGGAAGCCCAGAUUCUCAUACUAUUAGUGAGGGACAAAAAUCUUCAGGAACUUCCAAAACAACCAGAAAAGGUAAAGAAAAGCCUUCUGAGAAAGAAAAGACAGCCAAAGAAAAACAAGCACCUCGCUUUGAGCUUCAGAUACCUACUCUUCACUCUCAACAAGAAGACCCAAACAAACCCUACUGGAUUUUGAGGCUUGUCAUUGAACACAAUGAAUCAGACUUUUUUGAAGUGAAAAAGGAUACAGAACGAGCAGAUGAAAUACGAGCCAUGAAGCAGGCCUGGGAGAUGACUGAGCCAGGAAGAGCAAUCAAGGCUUCUCAGGCCCGUUUGCAUUAUCUUAGCCGGUUCAUUAAGAAAACAUCUGAUGCAGAGAGUGUACCUGUGUCUGAAAGCCAAACUAAAACAGUGGAAGAAGUAGAAACGCCUGCAAGUGUUGUAAAAGAGCCAGAGUCAGAUUCUGCGGGUUCAGAGAGCAAAGAGCUGGCACAAAAAGGAUCAGGGAGUAUGGUGUGGAAAAGGUGGCAAUUGACCAAGGGCUUGAGGGAUCUGGCAAAAUCCAUGAGCAGUGAAAGUGGAGGAGCAUCCUCAUCUGGGAAGGAAAAGAGUGAGCAGAGCAUGAAGAAGGAAAAUAUUACUUAUGUCUUUUUUUUAAAAAAAACAGGGCCUCGUUUACGAUCCCCAACAAUUUUAGAAACAUCUCCAAGAGUUAUUCGAAAAGCACUAGAAUUUAUGGAUUUAAAUCAAUAUGUACGGAAAACAAGUAAUGAUCCUCAGCUGAAAACAGAAGAAUUGAGUCAGCAGCAGGCAAUGCAAAAGGCAGAAGAAAUUCACCAGUUUCGACAGUAUAGGAGUAGAGUCCAGAGCAUUAGAGACAUUGAACAAACAGAACGGUUAAAGUUAAAGGAGGAAGUCCUGAUUAUGUAUGAGGAAAUGCGGGACUCCUUAGAUGAAGCCCGACAGAAGAUCUUCAAUACCCGGGAAGAAUAUAGAAACAAGUUGCUGGAAGCUGAGCGCCUAAGGCUGGAAGUGCUGGCUGCUCAAGAAGCUGCAAUACAGGUAGAGACAGAAAAGACUCCUCCUGACACACAGAAAAAAAAGAAAGGAAAGAAAAAGUAACCAGCGGAUGCCCUAUACUCUCCUUCUUCUUGAGAGGAAAUAGCUAUUUUUAAUUAUCUAUAAUCGCAAGAUAUUAGACCAUUUGAAAAUAUUAGUUUUCCUAUCUUAGAAAUAUUUUUUAUGUUAACAUGUUAGUUUUCUUGGGAAACCUAGUAUUUGAAGUCAAUAGAGAAUUUUGAUAAAUUUUUCCCAAUAUUUAACAUGUAGUAGAAAUCUGUGUGUCAUACUCUGAAUUGUCUGAAUUUUUCAUUAG